AGAAGAAGAAGAAGAAGAAGAAGAAGAAGAAGAAGAAGAAGAAGAAGAAGAAGAAGAAGGAAAAUGGCUGAAUGGGUGAUCUGUUUUUCGAGGAGCUCUACUAUUGGAUGAACCACCGCCGUUCCGUUCCGUGCCGGCAGCAUGGACGGCAGGUAUCCGCAUCAGACUCGGUACCCGACGGCGCGACAGUCCAGCUGCAGCGUCGCAGCAGAUCCUCCUCCGCCUCACGACGCUGAAGAAUACGGACUCCCUCGCUGGUUCCACGCUCCUCCUCCGGGAGCAUAUUUCGGGGGCACAUGUUUACCCCCUCCCUUUGCAUUCGACUCCUCCAUACCCCCACCUGCCUUUGCGAGCCCUCCUCUCGGACCACCCCCGACAGGCGCGUCUCCCGCCGCCCCGAGCUCGCUGUGCAGCGGCUCUGGAGCCUCUCCGUUUCUGGCUUUUCCUCCGCGGUUCGGCGCCGCUCCUCCCUGGUUCGACGGCAGCCCUCCGGUCGCUGCUCCCCCGCGGGGCUGGGACGGCGGCAGCGAAACCCCGGCAGAGGAUGAGGAGGCUCAGCAGAAGAGGCGAGACCGGGACUGGAUCCGCCGGUUUCUGCAGGACAGAAGGAAAAGGCCGAGCGGUCCACGGUUCCGUCGGGAGUGUCGGUUCCCCCUGCCGGAGCUUAAAGGAGUCCUUUACGGGGCAGCUGCGCUCGUGUCGCGGCUGGAGCAGCUCUGUCUCCGCCUGCAGGGUGAAGGCGGGUGGACGGACUCCUACCCAGCGGCUCUGGGGGUGAAGAGAGAGCUGCAGGAGAACAUGACUCUCCUCAGAGACCCAGAAAACCUGACCAGAAUGAAAGCCAACGUGUUCCGGGUGUCGCAGAGAAGAGUCCGGCUCCGGAAGGCCAGGAACCUGCAGAAGCUGGAGUGGAAGCAGGCCGAGGAGAGCAGCAGCCGGAAGGAGGCCGGGAUAGAUGAGUGGAGGCUGAGGCAAAUCCAACAGGGAGAGGAGAAGAAGAAGGAGCAGGAACUGAAGCUGGCAGCAGACACUGUCCUGUGUGAGGUGAAGAAGAAGCAGGCAGAUGUGAAGAGAAUGACAGACAUCCUGAGAUCUCUAGAGAAGCUCCGCAAGCUCAGAAAGGAAGCAGCAUACAGGAAAGGUAUCAGCACUGAGCAGCAGUGUGACGAGUUAUUCAGCUGCAGCCUGGAGCAGCUGAGGAGAGUGAUGAAGAGGAGGGGAACGCUCUACUCUGCAGAGGAGAAGGCUCUGAUGGUGAUGCUGGAAGGAGAGCAGGAAGAGGAGCGAAAGAGAGAGCGGGAGAAGCGAUUGAAGAAGGAGAGAGAGAAGAGUCUGCAGGUCAGACGGAGGGUGGACGCCAUGUUAUUUGGAGACGAGCCUCCAGCAGAUGGCGUCUUGCAGCCCUUCAGGGAGCUACACAGCCAGGCAGAGUGCUCCUUCCAGGCUCUCCUACACAUCCGGAGCCAGUGGGACCUGUUUCUGGUGUCAGCAGAUAAUCACAAAGGUUCCUCGCUCCCUUACAACUGGGUGAUGCCAGAGCUGCCGUCGGACCAGAACUGGGCCUCUGUGCUGCAGUCUCCUAACCCUGACUGAUCUGCCCUCAACUGAACGGUCCAAGAACCAAGCAAAGCUCAAACCUCCUCUGGAAAUGCUCAUCGUGUGACGCCUGGGACUGUUUCAUCAUCGGAAGUCACAGUGGUUCUAAGUCUGACACUGAACCAGUUUGGGGUUCAAAGUUCUGGAAAGCCUUUCUGCUUCAGGUCCAGUUUUACAGAGCAGUCAAAGAAAACAUCAAGGGGACCAGGAGAGCCCCCCCCCCACCCCCGACCACAAUCUUUUUGAUUAAAUUCAUUUUGAUCAAAAAUAUCCUUUUAAUUAUCAAAAGGUCCUUAAAACUUGGGUCACUAAGCAAGACGAAAUAACAAGAGCACCGCUCAGUCGACACAAACAGAAGAAAUCUGGAAAAUCUUUUGAACUUUUUAAUGUCCAGAUGAUUAAACCGAAGCCAGGCACACAUAUGCACUAUCAACAGAAUCCAUAACUGUUCAGUUUCAAAUGUCCCAAUGUAAAGUCCUUCACUGGAAAUAAAAAACAAUCUGAUGAA
Oryzias melastigma (Indian medaka) is the source of this 2104-nucleotide messenger RNA. RefSeq names its product programmed cell death 7 (gene pdcd7). The record is from RefSeq and is a predicted model, not a curated record. The transcript is spliced from 5 exons. The coding region runs from base 142 to 1593 and encodes 483 amino acids. NCBI's taxonomy places the organism in Eukaryota, Metazoa, Chordata, Actinopteri, Beloniformes, Adrianichthyidae.